This is a messenger RNA of Aspergillus oryzae RIB40, 1275 nucleotides long. RefSeq lists its product as uncharacterized. The record is from RefSeq and is a predicted model, not a curated record. Gene Ontology annotation, biological process: lipid metabolic process. Bases 1 to 1275 code for a protein of 424 amino acids. NCBI's taxonomy places the organism in Eukaryota, Fungi, Ascomycota, Eurotiomycetes, Eurotiales, Aspergillaceae. The transcript is spliced from 4 exons. Gene Ontology annotation, molecular function: phosphoric diester hydrolase activity.
AUGCAGGCUGCUAUUGUCGCGUGGGGCUUUAGGACGCGGGUCUCUCAACAACGAAAGUGGAUGGUCACCCAGGGGCGCCCCCGUUACAUAUUUGACGCUGCUCAUCCGGGUUGUUUAACAUUUAUCAUCACAUAUCCCGCCGCUGUCAAUAUGCUAGGGUUCGGCCUCUUAGCUUUGCUUCCUUUUGCUGCCGCCGGAACGGUGCUCCCGCGCCAAACGGCAUGCAAUAACUCGCCCGAUUUAUGCUCGAAAUCAUACGGCGAAAUCACUCAUCUGGGUGCACAUGACAGUCCUUUUGUACGAGAUGCUUCGACUGGCUAUUCGACGUCUGGGAAUCAGUAUUUCAAUACUACGGUGCAGCUUGACGCUGGCGUUCGCUUGAUCUCGGCUCAGGUCCAUAAGAAGGAUAGCGAAUGGCAUCUAUGUCAUUCUAGUUGUGAGUUGAUGGACGCAGGGAAGCUGAGCACAUGGUUGUCCGAGAUCAAGAGCUGGUUGGAUUCCAACAAGAACGAUGUGGUAACACUUUUACUGGUCAACUCCGAUGACGCCUCUGCCUCCGAUCUUCAUGCGCAAUUCCAAACAGCCAACCUUGUCGACUACGCAUAUACACCCACCUCCCAGACUACCGCGCCGAGCUCGUGGCCAACUUUAGAAAGUCUCAUCAACAAUGGAACUCGAUUAAUGACAUUUGUGGCAUCCUUGGAUGCGUCUAAGAAUACGGUGGCUCCGUACCUCAUGGACGAGUUCACCUACAUUUGGGAGAACCCUUACGACGUAACGAGCCCCUCCAACUUCUCCUGCAACCCCGACCGUCCAUCCAGCCUCCAGAACGACCUGUCGUCUGCGCUCUCCUCGAAUCGUUUGCCGUUCAUGAACCACUUCCUCUACCAGACAGUUCUCAGCCUGGAAUAUCCCAACUCCAGCUACGUGUCGACCACUAACGCGCCGUCCGGCGGAACCGGCAACCUGGGCGACGCAGCCACUAAGUGCAAGGAAGCCUACAGCCGCCAACCAGCCUUUAUCCUGGUUGAUUUCUUCGACAAGGGCCCCGCCAUCAAGACCGUCGACAACCUGAACGGCGUCACCAAUGCCGUGGGCCGUACCAACCUAACGGCCGCCACCCAGACCAGCGGUGCCUCCACCUACUCCAACGUCUUCAAGGGACUAGUCGAGCUGGUCCAGAGCGCCAAACUGGGCUCCAACCCCAGCAUGGGCGAAUGGGUCUGGGUGGGAGGCGACUGGGGCAGCCUACUCGGCGGCGGCAUCACGCUCUAA